GUCUUGCCAUGGUCAUCUUGCAAAAACACAAACCUGUGUGGUCGUCAGACUGCAAUACACACUGCAAGUUAGCCAACGUGAGACAAUUCAGAUGCGACCAACACAGGCGAUGCCUCCUCAGACUGGAAUAUAUUGUGGAAUUCUCGCUUUGCAACAGCGAGCUAGCAGGUGAAACUGUAGACGAUUUCCAAACCUAUGGGAACUACGAUCUUAGGAAAAAAGUGAUGUCCCCAAGACAUGUUGGUGCCACCAGCACUCUAGCAUUGUGAGCUGUGACUUGAAAUCACGGGGAGAGCCCGCUCAGCAGCUCAGGCUCUUCCUCUGACUCCACCAUUUUCAAACCCAGGAACCUGGCCCUUCCUAGUGACUGUGCUGCUCUCAGACCCAGCAACCUGCCCCUGCCCUGUGACUUUACCUCUCUGUGAUGCAACAACCUUGCCUGCCCCUCUGAUUGGGCCUCUUCCAGUCCCAGCAGCGCAGCCCCUCUGUACAACAACCUGGCCAAUCCCUUUUCCUCUCCUGGUCCUUCGCCUUUAGCUCCUCCCCCCGACUCCUCCCACAUCUACUCUGUAGGCCUCUGUUCACAAUGAGCGCCCAGCGUGUGGAUGCCAAGGUAGUCCUGCUGGGUAAGGAGUCUGUGGGGAAGACGAGCCUUGUGGAGAGGUAUGUGCACAACCGCUUCCUGGUUGGACCAUAUCAAAACACAAUCGGAGCAGCCUUUGUUGCCAAGCCCAUUCAGGUGGGAGACAAAGUGUUAACUCUGGGAAUCUGGGACACGGCCGGAGCCGAGCGCUAUGAAGCCAUGAGCAGGAUCUACUACAGGGGAGCGCGGGCCGCUAUCGUGUGCUAUGAUCUGACAGACAGCAGCAGCUUUGUGCGGUUGAAGUUCUGGGUGAAGGAGCUGCAGAACUGUGAGCAACAAUGCAAGAUAUAUCUAUGUGGCACAAAGAGUGACCUCGUCGAGGCUGACCGCAGCAUACGGCAAGUGGACUACCAUGAUGCCCUGGAUUAUGCUGACGAAGUAAAGGCUGACCUGUUUGAGACCUCCAGUAAGAUGGGUCGGAAUGUCGACGAGCUCUUUCAGAAGGUAGCGGAGGACUUCUACAACAGCACAGCCUUUCAGGUCAUGACUGAGGAGAGGGAGCUGGAGCUCGGUCAGCGGAAGGGCUCCUUCUUCUUCUCCUGCUGCCGCCACUGACCGGGGCCACCGGUCAGCCUGCAAGGCCUUCAGGUUCUUACCCGAAACUGUGCACCCCCCUGCCCGGCUCCACACCUGGAGGAUGGGAGCUUUCACAGCUGCGCCAUGCAGCUGCAAGGGAACAGACAUGCGACAAAUGGGACCGCGUUCCUCCCCAGACACACUGGAUCUGAACACUGGGUGCGCUGGCGGGUUCGCUUUACCUUCAAACACUCAUCUCCGUGUGGUCUGUGUCACACGUCCCAACGGUAUGGAAUUCGGGUCAGCAAAUUCCGAGGAGACAACACUGAAGUCAACAUCACUGUUCAAUUUGAACAUUGUUAUCAGAAUUGUCUCUGACCUCACUCUAUUUUUGUGUGUGUUAAAUUUCCCCUCUUGCACUGAAAUUGAUAUUGCCAAUGCAACUGUGGCCUCUUACCGUGGAAAGCCUUUUAAGAAAAAAAAAAUAACAUUCACUCAAAUUGACUCAGAUGCACCAUUUGGGAAAACUCAGUAAUUUGGCAUAGAGCCUCGCUGUUAUGUUCAUCAGCUCUGCUGAAAUUCUUUCAUUCUGUGGCACAAGACCAUCAGCUCAUUUCAUCUUCGCAACGUGUACUACGUUUUUUUAAUUUCAGACUUGAAAGGAUAGCAAGAACACUGGAAAAGCUGCUGUAGAUAUGAUAGUAGAGAACAGAAUGGAAUGAUGGGAGUUUUAAAGGAACAAAUGUGCCUUUAAACUAAACAUGUGAGUUUAGAACUAUUAAUUUUGACCUGCGUUUAUUACUAAAAUGCCUGUCGGUUUACAACUUCAAGUGAAAUGAUAUUAAUGAGGUUGCAAGUGUAUUUUUAGAAGACGUCUUUAACACCAGUUACACUCGAAAGUAAAAACUGGACGAUGAAGGUUAGUUUUGAAGUUAAUUGAAUGUUAUGUGUUAAUGUUUACAGCUCCCUGUCCCUGUUGGAUUAUGUAUUUGCUGAAGACUUGCUUUUUUCUUGAUUGGCAUGAUUUUCAUCUUCAUUUAGCUACUUUGGAAGGGAGCACUGUUCCCACAUUGUAGAAGCAGACAUAUGGAUGAAAACUUUGUUGAGCCUCAAGUGAUCUUGUGCAAUGUUAAAUUCUGUGUAGGAAAACGUAUUUAGUCCGAAUUGUUUGUGUUACCUGCUGUAACUUGUAAGACAUGAAUAACAUCACCACACCUGCGGAAGGAGUCACCAGUUCGUUUUUUCCUUACACUUAAAUUUCCAGCACUCUGCAUGGUGUAUGGACCAUAUAGCAUGCGUUAAGAGCUACCACUGGCACAGCUCACGCUCAUUCUGCCUUCAGCCAGUCCGGAACCAUCUCCCAAAGGCUGCUUGUCAGAUGGAGGUUUUGCAAGACCGCAUGCUUGUUUCAGAGAAACAAAGUACAACUUUCAUUUGUAUUCUCCUUCAGCUUGUAUCCACACUUGUCCACUAUGCCUCCAUGCUUCGUUACUGAACAGAUGAGCAUGUAAAUUGUCCAUCUUGACGCUAGUGAACGUACAGCUUCCAUGCUUACAACCUCCAUUACUUUGUGCUUCAUUAAAUGAAUAUUUAUUGUAGUAUUUCCUGUAAUUUCCUGCAAUUAUUAUCCAUUUUUCAUGCUGACGGGUAUCUACCUGCACCCCAUCUCAUACUGAACUUUCUUGUUCAAUAUAUGCUGUGUGGGGGCACAGAGAUUAAGGUUACAUCUUCAGUCCCCUCCUCCUUAGCCUUUGCCAUUAACUAAAUAGGGUGGGACAAAGAGAAAUGUUUUUGUGAUUCUGAUUUUUUUUUACUUCUGGAUCUUU
Messenger RNA from Megalops cyprinoides (Indo-Pacific tarpon), 2985 nucleotides. Its product is annotated as ras-related protein Rab-24-like. Lineage: Eukaryota; Metazoa; Chordata; Actinopteri; Elopiformes; Megalopidae. Gene Ontology annotation, molecular function: GTP binding; GTPase activity. The transcript is spliced from 10 exons. The record is from RefSeq and is a predicted model, not a curated record. The coding region runs from base 587 to 1198 and encodes 203 amino acids.